AUGGCCGCAUCGAAGCUUGCUCUGCCUCUGCUCGUCGCCCUAGCCGCCGCACUCUCCAUGGCGGCUGCCCAAGUGCCUCCCCCUCCGCCACCCCCGACCGCCCCAUCAACCACCCCGCCUCCGCCGGCUGUUCCCCCGCCGCCGCCGCCAGCGGCCGGGAACGGCACGUGCCCGACCAACGCGCUGGGGCUGCGCGUGUGCGCCAACCUUCUCAACGGCCUGGUCAGGGCCAACCUGGGGUUGGGCCCGCUCGUCCCGGCUGCCAGCGACCAGCAGUGCUGCCCGCUGCUCGGGGGCCUCGUCGGCCUCGACGCCGCCGCCUGCCUGUGCGCCGCCAUCAGGAACAACGCCAUCCCGGGCAUCAUCAACUUCUUCGUGCCCCUCGGUCUGGGACUCCUCCUCAACCACUGCGGCAACACCACCGUCCCCGCCGGCGUCUCCUGCCCGCCGGCUUAA
This is a messenger RNA of Setaria italica (foxtail millet), 456 nucleotides long. RefSeq names its product pEARLI1-like lipid transfer protein 1. The transcript has a single exon. The coding region runs from base 1 to 456 and encodes 151 amino acids. The record is from RefSeq and is a predicted model, not a curated record. NCBI's taxonomy places the organism in Eukaryota, Viridiplantae, Streptophyta, Magnoliopsida, Poales, Poaceae.